Molecule: messenger RNA, 1137 nt
Organism: Anopheles cruzii
Lineage: Eukaryota; Metazoa; Arthropoda; Insecta; Diptera; Culicidae
Product: mitochondrial GTPase 1
Exons: 3
Coding region: 1-1089 (362 amino acids)
Cellular component (GO): mitochondrion
Molecular function (GO): GTP binding; GTPase activity
Source: RefSeq, a predicted model, not a curated record
AUGACUGCCAAUAUGAUAGUAGUGACUUACGGCGGUAUCUUCCGGGCACUUGUUUGCUGUGGGGGUUUUUUGUUUGCCUUCCCCCUGUUGUAUACGUUUACGCUUGCUACGAAACUGUCCCUGAGAACGAGUAGGAUGCAAACAUUUCGUUCAAGCUUUCCGACAGUGUCCCGGGAUCUGCUAAACUGGUUUCCGGGCCAUAUGGGUAAGGGCAUGAAGCAAAUGCAGCAAAAGUUAAAGCUGGUAGACUGCGUGAUAGAGGUACAUGAUGCACGAAUUCCACUGACUGGACGUAACAGAGAGUUCCACUACACAAUCAGCGGCAUCAAACCACACAUAUUGGUGCUUAACAAAAAGGAUCUUAUUGAGCGUCGAAUGGAGGGCCCAAUUCGCGACCGGCUCCGGCAGCAAGACGGCGAAGCAAUGCACAUUCUAUUCACAAACUGCAAGAAUCAGAGUUGCAGUGGAUUACGCAAAUUGAUGCCAUUAGCCAAACAACUGAUCUGCGGCUCGGACCGAUUCAAUCGCGCCACCCAGCAGGACUUCUGCAUCAUGAUUAUAGGAGUGCCAAACGUAGGAAAGUCAUCUUUGAUUAACGUGCUACGAAAUCGACAUCUGAACAAGAAAGGAGCAAGUCAGGUUGGAGCAAUUGCCGGCGUUACACGUAGCGUGCUUAAUCGUAUCAAGAUUUGCGAAGAUCCUCCGAUUUAUCUGCUGGACACACCGGGAAUUCUAGAGCCCAACAUCGUCGAUACCGAGACGGGUCUGCGAUUGGCAUUGGUUUCCAGUUUGCAGGACCAUCUUGUCGGUGAAGAGUUGAUCGCCGAUUACCUGCUGUAUUCUCUAAACAAGCAAGGCAACUUCAGCUACGUCGAGCAGCUGGGACUAUGCGAGCCAACCGAUUCGAUCGCGGAAACACUGGUAGCUUGCGCGUUGCACCACGGUCAGCGCAUCCGUUCCCGACAGCUGGACGGCCAGGAGGUCCUGCGUCCCGAUAUACUAAUGGCUGCGAAGCACAUGAUUAAGUCCUUCCGGAUCGGUGCCUUCGGCAAGGUGUCGUUGGAUUACGAUAAAAUCGACUCUCUCUGAGGAGUGAUCCAAGUGAUGUGUAGUAUAAAACAUUUAAUAAACAGAGAA